AGAGAGAGAGAGAGAUAGAUAGGGAAUGGAGGAGGGGAUCCGGAGCUUGAGCAGAUCUUUAGCUUCAUUCUGCAACCACCUGGAGUCGAGUUGCUACGCUCUCAAGCAAUCCCUCGAUCGCCGUCCCAUUCCUCUUGAUUCGGUUUCAUCGAGUUUUAUAAAGAGCCUGAACCGCCGAGUAUCGAGCGCGAGUGGCGAUCUCAACGUGCUCGACUCAAUGAUCCUCGGUACCGUGUCUUUCGAGGAGCUUUUGGGCCACUGCAACGAGGUUUACAAGAAGAACCAGAGCGAUCUUUCUGAGCUCCAAGACCGCCUCAAGAGCUUAGGAUACUAUGUUCCUGACGUUGAAAUUGGUGAUGAAGAAGAGGUUCCCGAUUUAUCUACACCGCUUUGCUUGGAAUCCAAGGAAGGAUUGGCUCCACCAUCUUCUUAUUUCGGACAAGACUGUACGACAGGUUCUAUUAUCAAGAGUUUGGAAGAAGAUGCUUUAUUAGACGAGUCACUCAGCUUGAAGAAGCUUGGCCUUUCAGACGCUUGCCUUGCAACUUUAGCAUCUGGAGUUAAUCGUCAGAUUGAGUCUGAAGACUCCGAACAAGGAAAACACACAAUUUGCGGGGAAGCAGAUGUGAAACGGAAGUCAAAUGAAGCCCCUAAGCCUUUGAUUAAGAUAUCAAUCGAUGAUUAUGAGAGUCUUCCUUCUUACAUGAAAGGUCUAGCACUCUGGGAGGAUCUGCUUGAGGCUGUCGAGAAGAUCAAUUCAAGCCUGAGCCAAAAACAGAGAACAAAGGGAAGCAACUACUUCCACCAAGACGAAAUAUCAUCAUUGGGGUUGGGACCUAAAGCAAGAUCUUAUUUGCUGUUACUUGUACGCAUGAAUCGGUUGGUUGUAGAGACCAUUGACGGAUUGAUAUCCUACCGAGUUUUGUAGAUGAGACAAUCCAAUAGAUAACUGUACUCCUUCCAUCUGAUUUAACUUGUGUUACGUACUUGCCCAUUAGGUGCCUAACAUGCAGGGAAGAUAUAAUGGAGCCUGUGUGUGUAUACAAUAUUCA
This is a messenger RNA of Juglans regia (Persian walnut), 1052 nucleotides long. RefSeq lists its product as uncharacterized. Gene Ontology annotation, cellular component: outer kinetochore. The record is from RefSeq and is a predicted model, not a curated record. The coding region runs from base 26 to 928 and encodes 300 amino acids. NCBI's taxonomy places the organism in Eukaryota, Viridiplantae, Streptophyta, Magnoliopsida, Fagales, Juglandaceae. The transcript is spliced from 8 exons. Gene Ontology annotation, biological process: chromosome segregation.